AUGGCAAGAAAAAGAAUAAUCAAAAACAGAAAUAGGUCAAGCAAUCAGAUUCCGAAACUUUUGAUGAUAUCACUGGCAUUUAAUGAUCUCAUUUACCGCCUUUUUAUCUCGCCGUUGGGCGUUUCAGAUAACAUGGAAAACGGAGUGUGGGAUUACGGGUGGGACGCUUGCUACGCGAGAAUCUUUUUCAUAUAUUAUCAGUUCUGCGUUUCUAUAUGCCAUAUAAAUUCAAUGGCUAUUGACAGAUACAUCGCUGUGUGCAAACCGUUGUUAUAUCGACUUCUGACCAACAAGUCUGGUUAUCUGCUCAUCGGCUGUUCUUGGGGGUUCCCCGCUUUCAUGCAGUUGGUGCCCCAUGUUCUGGACUGGGCUCACGUUGAAGGCACUAAAAUAUUCAAAUGCAACGGUAAAGAAUGCGCCGAGAUCUACAGCACGACAUCGUUCAUUGUUUUAAUUGUCCUUGGGUUCUGCAUUCCAUUCUUCACCCCGUAUUGUUUCUACGUGUUCAUCUUGAAGGAGGUGAUCAUGUUCAACAGAAGGCGACCCGACUUUCGUGGUAAGAAUCUACAAGAAAUUGUCAAGCCCGUGACGCGAUCUGUAGAGGAAGUCCACUGUGGACACAUCAUAAUGGAAAGUGAAAUAAACGACAAAAGCAGGACGGGCCUGGAUGAAAUGUUUAGACCCUCGAUGAAUGUAGAUCUUGCUGUUAUAGAUAAAAUUGAUGAAACAAAAUCAGCUAAUCACUGCAAUAACAAUGACGUCCCUCCACCUAUGAUGAAAUCAACCUCAACGAAGUGGGGAACCGACAAAAUCUUAAACCUAAACUACAAGAAUUCAGCCCUUCGAAGUGAGGAAACUAAUGAUGCGUCUAUCCAAUCAAGGGAAACUAAUCCAACUAACCGGAACAUGAAGGCUUACCGCACGGUCGGGGCCAUCAUCCUUUGUUUCUCCCUGUGCUGGUGUCCGGUGUGGAUCAUCCUCAGCCAAUUCUUCAACGCCCGUGACCCGAUCCCACCCUGGUUUAACGUGCUCACCAACGCGCUAUCCAACAUGAACCCGGCCCUGAACCCGCUGCUCUACUGUCUCAACCGGCCUGUAAGACAAGCCAUCAAGUCAAUUUUAUGUAGAUCUAAAUGCAAAAUACUUUAA
Messenger RNA from Lymnaea stagnalis (great pond snail), 1149 nucleotides. Lineage: Eukaryota; Metazoa; Mollusca; Gastropoda; Lymnaeidae. The record is from the annotation of a GenBank genome assembly.